AUGUCCGGAGAGAAGUCUGGUUGUUGCGAUGGAUCUGUUUACCUGAAGAAUCCUGGCCUGCUGAAACCUGCGAGAGACCAUUACUUCCGCCAAGCACCGUCGACAAGCUUUUUCACCCCACAAUCAAAAUGCCCCGCAUACCCGACCCCCUGCCUGGUGGUUAUAUGGAGAUCUCAACUGUUGCGGCCGCAUACAGCGACCUCGUGCCAGUGCUUUGUGGCUCACAUAUGGCAAAAUAUCUUUCCCCACUUUUUCGAUGAAGAAAAAAUGGCUUUUCGUGGGGGGAUCAGCUACCACCGUGCACCGGCUCCCUAGAACGAUAGGACUGCAAGGUCCAGAUUUUGACAAUUUUCCCAGGUGGCGAACGAAAACUUGAGCCCGUUUUCAUUAUUGAAGACAAGAAGAUUGGCGGCGGUGUUGAGGCUUCGGAGAAAAUUAAGAGACAGCUGCGGGAUUAUUUGGAGCAA
Podospora bellae-mahoneyi is the source of this 467-nucleotide messenger RNA. RefSeq lists its product as uncharacterized. The record is from RefSeq and is a predicted model, not a curated record. The coding region runs from base 1 to 315 and encodes 104 amino acids. The transcript has 2 exons. Lineage: Eukaryota; Fungi; Ascomycota; Sordariomycetes; Sordariales; Podosporaceae.